Podarcis lilfordi (Lilford's wall lizard) is the source of this 2344-nucleotide messenger RNA. The record is from the annotation of a GenBank genome assembly. Lineage: Eukaryota; Metazoa; Chordata; Lepidosauria; Squamata; Lacertidae.
AUGCAUUUCUUCUCCUUUCAGGGUGCAGUAGCUAUUAUUUAUAUAAUUCCCGGAGACAUCAACACCCUCAUCAACUACUUUAGCUUUGCAGUUUGGAUAUUCUAUGGUCUAACUGUGCUGGGACUCAUUGUCAUGCGCUUUACAAGAAAAGAUCUUGAAAGGCCUAUCCGUGUAAGUAGCCCACCACAAGAUAUUCUCAUCAGUGUUCAGGAUGGUUUGGCAGUUCCUCUUGUGUUGCUCCUUUUGUUACUGCUAGAGUUGGGGGAGAAAUUAGGUUAACAUGUGAGCUGCCUCUAGGUUAGAUUACUGCAAUGCACUCUAUGUAGUGCCGUUUUGAAGAGCAGUCAGAAACUGCACUUAGUGCAGAAUUCAGGGGCCAGAAUUGACUGGGAGUAGGCGGUCUGAUCCUAGAACGCUGAUCCUGGUUCAAGUGCACAGGAUGUGUUAGCUCCCUGGCCCAAUUCAAAGUGCUGCUCUUGACGUAUAAAGUCUUACAUUGCCCAUGACUUCAAUACCUAAUCAUCUGAGAGCCUUCUUUGUGUGCCCCCUUCAAUAAACAGCAACAUGAGAACAGGCCUUUUCAGUGGUGGUUUCCCAAUUGUGGAAUGCUCUUUUUAGAGAGAGAUGCACCUGACACCAUCAUUAUCAACUUUCAGGCACUUUGGCAAAGAUGUUUCUUUCCCCAGGCAUUUGGCUCUUAACUGGAGUGUCAGGAUGUGGUGGUAUCCAAUCCUUGUGUUCACUGUUUAGUAGGUUGGGAUAGGAUUUGUCCUUUUUAUGUGAUUGCAAGAUGGGUAGCUUUUGUCAAUUAUCUUUUGGGUGUGUUUUAAAUUUUGUAUCAUGUAUGUUUUCAUAACUCUAACUCACUUUGAGACAUCUUUGUAGCAAGCGCUGAAUACAUCUUGAGCAAAAUUAUUAUUCGGCCUUGCUAGGUCGUUCCAAUCUGGGAUUCCUCAACACACACAAUUAUAUUACCACCCCCUCCACUCUGUCUUGCAGGUCCCUCUUAUCAUCCCCAUCCUUGUGCUGUUGGUUUCCAUUGUGCUGGUCCUGGCACCCAUCAUCACUGCACCUGAGCUGCCAUAUCUGUAUUGUGUUCUGUUUAUUAUCAGUGGACUUGUCUUUUAUGUACUUUUCAUCCACUUCAAAUUCAGCUGGGCUCAAAAAAUCUCAAGUGAGUAUAUGGUUGAUUUCCAUCCCAGGGGAAGAGGUGUUUGUGAUGAAAUAAUCUGGGUGUGGCUCUUUAACUCUGAUUCAAAGGGGAAGAGCUUCUUAAAGAGGAACAGUGGGGUGCAUGAGAUACAAUAAAGAGGAAAUUAUGGGAAUAAAGGAGGCUCAUAGAGCCGGAAUGGGGUAUGUGGUCUCCUCAGAUCACUCGAGUUGCUAGAGAUUACAUACUCAAUGCAUGCUUCUGCGCACUGGCCACUUGCCCUUUGCAGGCACAUGGGUGCUAGUGUUUUCAGUUACAAAAACAUUCCAAUUGGAAUUUUCCCCCUUCCUUCAGGGUAGGCAAUUUCUAAGCCUCCCUAUAUUUUAAAGAGCUUUAGACAUUCCUGUACCUGCUUCUUCCUAACCACUAGCCAUCUUUUCUUUAAAGACUGAAACUUGAUGGUAGUUUGACAUACACAGGAAAUACAUCCUUUUGAUUGUGGCAACUGGUCUUUUGAGUGGACUUUGACACUUAGCUAAGGUUACAGCUCAUUAUGUCCUGGAAACCAUUUGAAAUGUUGUCCAAGAUGCCCUCACUUUGCCAGUCGCCAUGCCAACAAAUGACCACUUAUAAUUUCAUCAUGUUAAAGCAGUUAUCCAGAAUAAGCCCAUAGUUUGCAGAGUUAAAAAUAAACCUGUAAAUAUAAAUCAAUUUAACCAGAGUUCCAGUAGAACAGAAUGCUACUCUACCCCGAUAGCACCAAUAGUAUAAGACUGUGUAUACUGAUUUUGAAUAGACCUCUUGAUGUUUCCAGAAAUAACAAGAUGCUUAGAUUGGUUUUCAGUUGAUGUGAUGUGCUCAGCAUUGCACAUACCAUCUAGUACACUUAAGAAAUGGAAGGCAUCACAAUAAAGCACUGGUUCUGAAACUGUAAUUUCUGGAAUAUUCUCAAGACCCAUGUUAAUUUGGCUAUAGGAAAAGUAAAGCCCAUAAUCUGGCUUGUGCAAUCAACACGGAGGCUUCUAAGUGGUUAAGUGCAAAAGGGGAAAUGAUCUAGGAAAAGAAAUGGUACUAACAGUGCAAUUGCCAUUUCUAAAGGCUUCUGACCUCAACAACUUCUGCGUUUCAGAGCCCAUCACUAUGCACCUUCAGAUGCUUAUGGAAGUAGUUCCACCAGAAGCUGUUCCUGAAUAA